AUGCGUCAUCUCGUUGUUCUGCGCGGCACAAAGGAGCUGGGCGGAAACAGCCGAGAAGCGACGCGGAAGGAACUGAAGAGACUAACCCGCCAGUCACGGGCGGAGGGAUACGUUUCUAUGGGAACGCCACUAUCUCCAACACCUCAGACUGAGCUUUCUGUGGAAGAAGUGAUCUCAAUCAGAUCAGGAGCUACCCUCAUUGCAACCACGUCACUCCACUUCCACUUCAGAUAUUUCUCAUCUCUAAGUGGGGAGACAAAUAUGUCACUUACUCUAAGUAAAAGAAAAAAUGAUCAGGAGGACAAGUUUGAAGAUGCCCGUGAAAGUAUCCCUGUGGCAACAACAAUGAAUCUACUAUCUUCCUUGGAAGAAUGCACCACUGGAUUGUAUUUAUUUCUAAAUAACAGAUUCUCAGAUGCAAUAAAUCUCAUUCAUCCAUGGUCUAAAAACAGCAUGUACCAUUCCCUAAUGUAUGGUUUCUUUAUGGUUGUCAAGGCCAUCCUGACUUUUGAGCCACAGGAUUUACAGAUUGGAAUGACAGCUGCAAAGGAUGCUUUGAACACCUGUAACAAUUUCCGAAAAAAAACUAAAAUGACAUUGUCUCAUCUAGUAAGUAAACAGGAAAUAACGGCUAUCACAGAAGAGGAAUUGCAUGCAGAAGUCUGUUAUGCUGAGUGUUUGAUCUUGAAAUCCUUCAUGUCAUUUAUACAAGAUGAGAGCAUGCUUGCUUUCCUUAAAAGCGGGAUCAGUGUUGGGUCAAGUUACCAAAUAUACAAAGACUGUCAACAGGUAUUAACGCUGAUACCUGACAACCACAGCAAAACCCACAAACACCUGGUUGGAGGUAUAAAAUUUGGACUUGGAGCAUUCAAUUUGAUGUUAUCACUUGUGCCACCAAGGACACUUAAACUACUCAAUAUUGUUGGAUAUUCUGGUGAUAGAGAAGUGGGCUUAUCUUUGCUUCAUGAGAGUGCAUCUGAAACCCACAUAAAUAAUAUCGUAAGUCUUUUGACUCUACUCUUUUAUUACAAUUAUAUCUAUGUAGAUUGUGGUGUUGAAAAGGUUUACAAUUCUGCUACAGAAGAUCUCUUCCUAGUCUACCUCCAGAAAUUUCCAAACUCUGUCAUAUUUAAAUUUUUUCAUGCACGUUUUAGUAUGUUGAAAGGAGAUUUUGCAAAUGCACGGUUAAAAUUACAGGAGUGCAUUUUUACUCAGAAUGAAUGGAAGCAGGUUCAUCACCUCUGUUACUGGGAAUUCAUGUGGUGCCACAUUUUACAGCAGGAUUGGAGGCAGGCUUACCACUAUGCCAAUCUACUGUAUCAACAAAGCAGAUGGUCCAAGGCAAUCUACAUGUACAGUAAAGCUAUCAUCCUGGCUUUGCUUCCUUCUGAUUUUGUGAAAUCAGUAAGUGAGGAUAUAAACUCUCUCUUCUUAAAAGUGGAAGGCCUGAGAAUCAAAUUUUUAGGCAGUUCUGUGCCAAUAGAAAAGUUUGUUGCGGGGAAGGGUCAGCGCUAUGGCACUACAACAGGCUGGUUUACAGCCCAACCCCUUCUGGAGUUCAUUUAUGCCUGGAGUGGUUUCCGAGUCAUGAGCAAAAAAGUUGAGCUUAUUUCAAGCUGGCUAUCAAUAAUUGACAGAGGAGAAGAUCUUUUACAAGAAAAUCCACAUAAAGAGUGUGGCACAGAUGACAUAAGUUUAUUAAAUUUACUGAAAGGUCUAUGCCUGAAACACUUAGGCAAAUACAAAACGGCUGAGUAUUACUUUAAUCGUGUCAUACAAAAGGAGAAAUUGUUAAAAUAUGACCACUAUUUGGUACCAUAUACUUAUUAUGAACUGGGAAUCUUACACUAUCUAAAAGGAGACUAUGCCAGAGCAACGAAAAACCUAGACAAAGUAAGAAAUUACAAAGACUAUUCCAUGGAAGCCCAGUUACAGUUUAGGACUCACAUAGCCCUUGAACAAAUAGCUAAAGAAAAAUGAUUUAAACGCCAAGUGUGGUUUUGUUUAGUGUAAGUGAAAUAUCUACAGUGAUCAGUAAUUAACAGGUAGAAAAAUCAUUUCUUUGUGGAAAAAAAUCCAAGAGGUGGCUGCCAAGAAUCUGAUCAGUAACGAGAAAGGAAUUGGCCAUGACUUUUCCCCCUUUCUUUCUCAUGCCUAUAAAAUGCGAUGUCUUAAAGGAAAAUGAGGUGAAGCACAAUUUUGAAAAAUAAAAGGCAAAUGAUGUACAUUAAAAAAAAAAUCUCUCCUAUGUUACAAAUAUAUCAAUUAUAUUAGAAAACAUUUUCAAAACCUCAAAAACAUUUUUAACAUCUCACUAGAUAACAUAUACAACUCAUAACAUAUACAACUCAUCCCUAGCAUACUAGGGAUCCCAGUACCCUAUACAUAUUUUUAUUUAACUGUGUUUUUUUUUUUUUUUAAAAAAAGACUUCAACUCUCAGCCUUAGAGCCACCUUCUUGGAAACUGCUGUGCCAUGAGCCAAGUGGAGGAAGAAGCAAAUCCGCAAGCUGAAGUGCAAAAGAAGAAAGAUGAAACAGAGGUCCAAGUAAACCACUAGCUUGUGUACCCAGAAACAUGAACUGUCAGAGGCUGGAGAUGCUGGUACAAGUUGCUGGACUGCAUGCUGCUGUCUAGAACUUGUCUAAGUGGAUCUAGAGCUUCCAUCGCCAUCUGAUCAUGGAAACCACCUGUGAGACCCACCUUGCUCCUAACCAAAACAGCCCAUGUUGGUUCUUUGCCCUGGACCUGUGACAUUCUGGACUAUUUCUGUGUUCACUUGUGGCUGAGUGUAACAAGCAUACAAUAAAUCACUUCUUCUGCUGUCUUAGCUGAAGAAUUAAAAAAAAAAUUCUAAACAGUGAUGCACUGAAUGGCACAGACUCUGAAUGAUUUUUUCCUUAUACACAGUCGUUUUGUUGGCUUUUUUUACCAGAGGGGAUUGUCCGCCCUGUGUGAUCAGUAAUAUUUCUUACCCUUUUUGUAAUAAGAAGCAAAAUGUGAGUUUACAGUUUGCCACAGGAUAGAGAAGAAAGCCCUCUUUUUUUUCUACACACACAUAAGGCCAAGAGGAUAGACGCACGGCUAUUGGAGGAAGAGUUUGGUUACCAUAUAGUCCUCCCUUCAGUCGUCCUCCCUAAGGUGUAAUUCUCAGUAAGACCAGCUCUUCAACAUAAUUAAACCGAUUGCAUCAAUCCAUUGUGAGUGGGUUAAUCUGAAAGUAAAUAGCAGCUGUAGGGAUGGGGCUUGGUAUUAUUUUACCUACCUUAGGGAUAAAAAAAAAAUAAUGACCUAAUUUCCAGGUGUCUUCCUGGUUGUCGCCCUUUGAAACAGAAGUUGCUAGAAAAGUGUAGCUUGCUAAAAACACAUCAACGAAACAUACUACCUUAAUACUUAGGGUAUCCAAACAACCAACUAAAACAAGAUGCGGAGCUAGUAUUUCAAGGUUUAGCAAUGUUUGCUUUUAAAAACAUUUUUCUCAUAAAAUAAAAAUAGACUUU
Messenger RNA from Callithrix jacchus (white-tufted-ear marmoset), 3498 nucleotides. RefSeq names its product tetratricopeptide repeat protein 39B-like. Gene Ontology annotation, biological process: negative regulation of cholesterol storage; regulation of cholesterol metabolic process; regulation of cholesterol efflux. Gene Ontology annotation, molecular function: protein binding. The record is from RefSeq and is a predicted model, not a curated record. Lineage: Eukaryota; Metazoa; Chordata; Mammalia; Primates; Cebidae.